This is a messenger RNA of Erinaceus europaeus (western European hedgehog), 2999 nucleotides long. It is a transcript of the gene HEATR3, whose product is annotated as HEAT repeat containing 3. Bases 425 to 2371 code for a protein of 648 amino acids. NCBI's taxonomy places the organism in Eukaryota, Metazoa, Chordata, Mammalia, Eulipotyphla, Erinaceidae. The transcript has 15 exons. The record is from RefSeq and is a predicted model, not a curated record. Gene Ontology annotation, biological process: ribosomal large subunit biogenesis; protein import into nucleus.
GGUGGGGAUCGGGGACUUGAACCCGAGGCCUUACACAUUGUAAGAUGUGCGCUCAACCAGGUGCCCCAAACCCUGGCCUCGUGAUUGUAGUCAAUAAACAUCAUUUCAGUAGCUGAGCAACUCUGCCACAGACGGCCUAGCCUCCUCCGCCUUUGGGAAGGUACCUGGUGCCCCGCCUCUCAGACAGGCGUGGCCCCGCCCACUAGCCCUUCUACGCCUGCGCGCUCCGAUGCCAGCCCCUCGUCUCCCCGCAUCCUUGCAGUGCGCCUGCGCACGGCUUCAUGUGCACUCUGGCCGUCAGUGGGCCCAGCUGAGCAGCUGCCGCAGGUCCCUCGGGUGACAAGGCCGCCUGCUUCUCUGCUGGGCCCGUGGGGCGUCCACACCGCCCUUUUCUGUCUCUCCCUUUCCCCCAGUGCGCGUCGCCAUGGGCAAGAGCCGGACGAAGCGCUUCAAGCGACCUCAGUUUUCCCCCACUGGCGAUUGUCAGGCCGAAGCGGCAGUGGCAGCGAACGGGACUGAGGCGGAGGACGAGGACGGCCCGGCGGCAGAGCUGCUGGAGAAGCUCCAGCACCCGAGCGCCGAGGUCCGCGAGUGCGCCUGCGCGGGGCUGGCGCGCCUGGUCCAGCAGCGGCCGGCUCUGCCCGGGCUGGCGCGCCGGGACGCGGUUCGCCGCCUCGGGCCGCUGCUGCUGGACCCCAGCCUGGCGGUGAGGGAGACGGCGGCCGGCGCGCUCAGAAAUCUCAGUGCUUGUGGAGGUUUCGAAGUUUGUGAUGACAUGGUGGCUAAGGAUAUCAUGACUCCUCUGGUCGCACUACUGAAAGAGUGUAGUGCUGGACUGGAUUCAAAUGAGAUGUCACCACAGGAAAAAAAAGAUGAAAGCAAAAAUUCUAUUGAGACCAUAGCUAAUGAGGCUGUGAACGUGCUGUGGAAUAUCUGUGAAUGCAAUAGUAGAGCAGUCUCUAUAUUCAACAAAGAAGGGUGUUUGGAGAUUGUUUUAAAGUAUUUAAGUAGGUUUUCCACCAAUGUUGACCUGGCUAUUUCAGUAGCAUAUUGUUUGCAGACAGUAACUGAAGAUAACCCGGAGCUACUGAAAUCUUUUAGUACCCCAGCAUUGCAGGUGCUGGAGUCAGCAAUGCUUUCUCCUGUCAGUUCCAUGGAAUUCAUUUUAUUAAAAACAUUGGUGGCAGGCACAGUUUGGAAUCUAAGAAACAUUAUUCCAUCCAUGAGUCAAGCUGAAAUCAUUAAUGCUAUACUAAAGAUCUUAGCCGACGUUUUGGAACUGGAUAUGGGUGAAACGAUCAUUCAGAUGAAGGAGGCAGAAACUCAGAGGCUGAAAUCUGCCGCUGAGAGCGAGGAGACAGUAGAGAUGGCUAAUGGUCAUGAUUUGAUUGAAGACGAAGAAAUGGAGGAACUUCCUCAGAAAAGAAAAAUCAGAAGGAAAACUUACACUUCAGAUUUACUUCCAACCACUGACAAGGAACUAAGAGAGACCAUAGCGUUGCUGACAGCUCAGCAGACAGCUCUGGAAAUUAUUGUCAACAUGUGUUGCAAUGAAGACCCCUCUGAUGAUGAGUGGGAAGAGCUUUCUAGCAGUGAUGAAAGCGAUGCAUUUAUGGAGAGUUCCUUCAGUGAUGGUGGUGGGCAGCUGCUCUCCCCGCUGUGCCUCUCCGAUGAGAUCCACACUGCUCUCACCAACUAUCUUAUCCCAAAGAAGGUUUUUGAGAAGACUACCUUUCCAAACAGCAAUGCAGUUGAAGUGUGUUCUAGGAACCCUUCUUGGAAACCUUUGAUUAGAAAAAUGAACACUAUACAGUGUAGAGCCCUCAUGUGUCUCCAGACUCUCGUGUCCCUCCUAGAUGUAGGCCAUCUGGGAGGGGUUCCAGCCCUGCAGACACUUGCACAACAUCUGUCACAGCUGCUCUUUUCUCAACCAGAUUUUGAUAAGAAUGUUGACUUUCUAGAAGCCAUAAGUAGUGCCUUGAGAGCGCUUUUGCAAACAAUGGCCUCCAAGAACAUUUCUCAGUGUAUGACUCCUGAUCAGCUGAUGACUUUGUGCAAAGUAGGCAUUUGCAGUAGCAACAUCAGUGUUAGAGUAAAUGUCGUCAGUAUUUUAGGAAUCACUGGCAGCGUUCUAGCCAAAGAAGAAGGUACACUUGAAACUCUUAAGACCAUUGGGAGCUUUCUACUUGAGGUUGCCACCAAAGAUCCUUCCUUGGUAGUAGCAGGAGAAGCUCUGGAUGCCCUCUUUGAUGUUUUUGCAGAUGGUAAAGAAGCUGAAAAAGCCUCAGUUCAAAUUAAAUUGUUAUCUAUGCUGAGAGAAUUUCAGCCUAUCUUUAAAAUGAGGGCACUGCUCAGCUCCGGUUUGUACUAGUGCUGGGGAUUAAACCUGGGACUUUAGAGCCUCAUGCAUGAAUCAUUAUGCUGUCUUCCCUGGAGAACUAUUUUAUUUAUUUAUUUUUUUACUUCAUACAUGAUUUUACUUCUCCUGGGCUGACUCUAGCACUGAGAGCGUAAGAGAGACACUACAGUGCCAUAGCUUCCACCAGCACCAUGGUAUUUCUGUGAGCUCAAACCUGGGCUGUGCAUGUGACUGGGCACAUACCCUAUCCAGUGAACACCUAAUGAGCCUGCCUGUGUCUUCCUCCCUCCCUCUCUCCCUCCCUUCUUCCCUCCUUCUCUCUCUCCCUUCCCCUACCUCUCUCUCCCUCUUCUCUCUCCCCCCCACUCUCCCUCUUUCCCUCCCUCCUUCUCUCUCUCUCCCCUCCCCUCUAUAUCUCUCUCCCUCCCUUCUCUCUCUGUCCCCCUCCACCCCCCCCCAUCUCUUUCUCCAGAUCAGUUCUCAGCUCUGUCUUAAACUGGUGUCAGGAAUUGAACCUGGACCUCAAGUGUGCAAAUCUUGUGGUUUGACACAUUGUGUUGUCUUCCUGAUGAAGUGUCUCUUCUUUUUCCUCCUCCUCCUUUCUCUUCUUCUUCUCCUUCUCCUUCUCCGUCUUCUUUUU